Molecule: messenger RNA, 915 nt
Organism: Oryza brachyantha (malo sina)
Lineage: Eukaryota; Viridiplantae; Streptophyta; Magnoliopsida; Poales; Poaceae
Product: transcription factor bHLH139-like
Exons: 5
Coding region: 1-915 (304 amino acids)
Biological process (GO): regulation of transcription by RNA polymerase II
Cellular component (GO): nucleus
Molecular function (GO): RNA polymerase II cis-regulatory region sequence-specific DNA binding; protein dimerization activity; DNA-binding transcription factor activity, RNA polymerase II-specific
Source: RefSeq, a predicted model, not a curated record
AUGGAGCCUGGAGGAGUGAUCGCGGAGGCGGCUUGGAGCUCGCUCGACAUGUCGUCACAAGCAGCUGAGGAGUCGGAGAUGAUGGCGCAGCUGCUUGGCACCUGCUUCCCCUCCUCCAAUGGUGAGGAUGAUCACCAGGAGCUUGCUUGGUCUGGUGAUGCGUCCAGUGCCUACUACCUCCAUUGCAAUGCUAGCUCUAGUGCAUAUAGCUCUACAAGUAGCAACAGUGCUGGUAGCUUCACCCUCAUUGCACCAUCUGAGUAUGAGGGUUACUAUCUGAGUGAAUCAAAUGGGGCCCUGGGGAUCCAGGAGCAAGGUGCAGCUCAGUUUAUGGAUGUCAUUCUCAACCGGAAUGACGAUUUGGGCUUUGAGGAUCUUGCUGACUCGAGCGUCAAUCUGCUGGAUUCCAUCGGCGCUUCUAACAAAAGAAAGAUUCAGGAGCAAGGCAGACUGGAUGACCAAACAAAAAGUAGGAAACCCACAAAGAAGGCUGGCUCGAAGCGGGCAAAGAAGGCGAUGCAAUGUGAAGGCGAGGAUGGCAGCAUUGCUGUCACCAACGGGCAGAGCCUGAGCUGCUGCACCUCUGAAAAUGACUCGAUUGUGUCCCAAGAAUCUCCGGUUGCUGCUAAGCCGAAUUCCAAGGCUCAAUCCGGCCAUCGGUCAGCAACUGAUCCCCAGAGCCUCUAUGCAAGGAAAAGAAGAGAGAGGAUCAAUGAGAGGCUGAAGAUAUUACAGAACCUUGUUCCAAACGGAACCAAAGUAGAUAUCAGCACUAUGCUUGAAGAGGCAAUGCAUUAUGUGAAGUUCUUGCAGCUUCAAAUCAAGCUCCUCAGCUCCGAUGAAAUGUGGAUGUAUGCACCGAUUGCUUACAAUGGGAUGAACAUCGGAAUCGAUUUGAACCUCUCUCAGCAUUGA